AUGGUUGAAUGCACCAAGAGAGUUGGAAUCGUUGGUAAAUACGGGACCUGCUACAGUGCCUCCCUCCAGAAAACGGCGAAGAAAAUCGAAAUCAGCCAGCACGUCAAGUAUACUUGCUCUUUCCAUGAUCAAACUGAGAUGAAGAGAUGAGCUGUGGGGAUGCACUGUGGUUCCUGCAUGAAGACAGUAGCUGGCAGUGCCUGGACCUCUAACACCACUUCUGCUGUCACAAGAAAGUCCACCAUCAGACGACUAAAGGAUUAA
Pongo pygmaeus (Bornean orangutan) is the source of this 264-nucleotide messenger RNA. Its product is annotated as large ribosomal subunit protein eL43-like. Gene Ontology annotation, cellular component: ribosome; cytosolic large ribosomal subunit. Lineage: Eukaryota; Metazoa; Chordata; Mammalia; Primates; Hominidae. The record is from RefSeq and is a predicted model, not a curated record. Gene Ontology annotation, biological process: translation. Gene Ontology annotation, molecular function: large ribosomal subunit rRNA binding; structural constituent of ribosome.